This is a messenger RNA of Acanthopagrus latus (yellowfin seabream), 6435 nucleotides long. Its product is annotated as tyrosine-protein phosphatase non-receptor type 14-like. The coding region runs from base 661 to 4548 and encodes 1295 amino acids. Gene Ontology annotation, cellular component: cytoskeleton. Gene Ontology annotation, molecular function: protein tyrosine phosphatase activity. The transcript has 20 exons. Lineage: Eukaryota; Metazoa; Chordata; Actinopteri; Spariformes; Sparidae. Gene Ontology annotation, biological process: protein dephosphorylation; lymphangiogenesis. The record is from RefSeq and is a predicted model, not a curated record.
ACUACUAUAAACAUACUGAAGAAGUCCCUGCGACACAGCGAGACCACGGCGAUCGCACUCACGGCCAAGUUGGAGAACUUCUAGCGUGCGAUUAAAUUUAUUUUUUUUGUUCUCCGGUGAAAAAACACCCCUGAAAACUUUGGGGAAAAAAAGAAAAAAAAAAAGUUGGAGUUUCAGCGACUCUUUUGCCUCUGCGACUUUUUUUUUUUUCUCCCUCUCCUCCUGAAAGUUGAACCCUCUCCUGAUUUUUUUUUCUCUCGUUGUCGUCCACAUGGGAACGUAUUUAACAAAUGAGGAGGAAAACGCCGUGAGGAUUAUGUUUUCACUGUGAGGUUCAACGCCGUCGAGUAAAAAAAAAAACCCCAGAAAAAGAAAAGAGGAGUUUCUCCAGCGGGGAGCAGAGAAAACGGCAUGUAGCGCAAAGACCAGGGCACCCGUUCUUCCUCGUCCUCCUCAUCGUCCUCCUCCUCCUCUCCGGAACAUCUUUGGGAAUGGGCCAGCGCCUUGCCAGGGUGCAUCUUUCCACCCGGUGGUGUGGCUGGCGUCGUGCGAGAGUGAGGAGGGCAGCGGCCAGGUCGUAGAGCCCGCCCACCCCUCUCUCCGCUUGCUCGCUCCCAACUGACUUUUGACCUUCGACACAGCCGCGACCUCCAGCCAGCCAUGCCCUUCCGGCUGAAGCUGCGGCGCACGCGGCGCUACAACGUCCUGAGCAAGAACUACUUUGUGACACGGAUUCGCCUGCUGGACAGCAAUGUGAUUGAAUGCACUCUGUCAGUGGAGAGCACGGGACAGGAAUGUCUGGAGGCGGUGGCCCAAAGGCUGGAGCUCCGGGAGACCCAUUACUUCGGGCUGUGGUUCCAUGGGAAGACCCAGGCCCCGGCCCAUCGCUGGGUGGAGCUGGAGAAACCCCUCAAGAAGCAGCUGGAUAAGUUUGGCAACGAGCCGCUGCUCUUCUUCGGAGUCAUGUUCUACGUGCCCAGUGUUUCCCGGCUGGAGCAGGAAGCCACCAGGUAUCAGUAUUACCUGCAGGUGAAGAAGGAGGUGUUGGACGGGCGUCUCCACUGCGGAGUGGAGCAGGGGAUCAGACUAGCUGGCCUAGCAGUACAAGCCGACUUCGGGGACUUCACUCAGUUCAUGUCUCAGGACUUCCUCAGGGAGUACGUGCUCUUCCCCGUGAACUGGCCUAAUGGAGACGAGGUGCUGGAGGACUGGACCCAGAAAGUUGCAGAGGAGCACAAAAGUCACUGUCGAAUGCAGACAGCCGAGGCAGAGCUGCUGUACAUCAAGGAGGUGGAAAAACUGGAUGGCUUUGGCCAGGAGAGCUUUCCUGCUAAGGACAACUACACCAACGAUAUUUUCAUCGGUGUGUCCUUCAUCGGGGUGUUCGUCAAACACAGAAAUGGCAGAUCCAUUAUGCUCCACAAGUGGAAGGACAUCGGCACCAUAGCGCACAACAAGUCAGCCAUCACAGUGGAGAUAACGAGCAGAGACGACACCAUCAUUUUUCACAUGGAGGAUAUGGAAAUGGCAAAGUACAUCGCCCGUCUUUUCACGGCCAGACACAAAUUCUACAAACAGAACAAGAUCUGUGCAGAGCCCACGCACUCGCCUGCGCCAAUCAGGAGGAGACCCACCUGGACCCACCGCAUAUCUCUGCCGCGGCCCCAGUCCUGUAACUUCCAGUCAAUGCAUUCCCAGUACGGGGAGCAUUAUCAGGACACGCAGAGCUCUCAAGAUAGUAUCUUCCAUGACGACCCCUACUACAAGUCAGAGACCAGUUUGGACCGCUGCCCGGGGGACUUUCCCUUCCGCAACGGCACCGUUCCCAAUGGAAGCAUGUACAGCAGCCCCAGCCUGAGCUCCCUCAAUCACUCCCAGACCUUCAUCCCGCCCUCGCCCAUGUCCUCCAACCUCAGCAUCCCCGGCAGUGAGCUCAUGCGCCCGGAUUACAUCCCCAGCCACCGCCACAGCGCUAUCAUCGCUCCGUCCUACCGGCCCACGCCUGAGUACGAUGCUGUCAUGCGGCAGAAGCGGCGGAUGCUCCCCGCUCACCAUGACCUCCACAGCCAGUCGCUGCGCAGUCUGAACAUCAGUAAUGCCUGUGCUUAUCGGCAGCCUGAGGCUUUGGUGUAUAGCCAGCCAGAGAUGAGGGAGAGGGGCCCUUAUCAUGGCCUGGGGCCCAGUCCAGGACCGUACACAUCACAGAUCAGCUACAGCAAGCCUGUGUCCCAUGGCCCUCAUCAGGGAGGACCAGCCAGCAGCCAGGGCCCCUGUCACUCACCCUGUGUUAAUGGAGGUGGAGGCAGUGGUGGGCAUGGAGGUGCAGGAAGCUCCAUUUCUCACACUGUCAGCACACCCGAGCUGGCGAAUACCAAACAACAGGGGACUAAUGCGGGAAGCUAUGCUGCUACAGCUAACAUGCUCCGAAACCACAUGUCACGCCCUCCUCCACCAUACCCCUCUAGCUCCUUCCGCCCGGCCACCAGCACCCCGGACCUGGCCAGCCACCGUCACCGCUGCACUGCGGGCAGCAGUCCGGAGCUGGUUACCCGCAUGGUGCAGCUGUCGGUCAAGACCUUCCAGCCGGACAGCUCGGCUGUGGUGCACCAGUCCCUGCAGGAGGUUAGCGAACCGUUAACUGCAGCUGCUAAGCACCGCUCCACCCUGGGCAAAAGACACAGCAUGGAGGUGAUCAGCAGCAUGAGAGGAGGUGGAGGAGGAGGGAUGGAGGGCAUGGUGAUGAAGGGCAUGAAUGCUCCCCUUCAUCGGAGGAACACUCUCAGAGAACACGUGAUGCCCCCUCAGCCUCAAUCCAUCCCUCCACCCCAGCCGCAAUCCCCUCAGCCACAGCCCCAACCGCAGCCUCCACCUCCACCUCAGCAGUCGCAGGAGCUCCCCAUGCAGAUGCCUGCCCAAAAAGCACCUGAUGCUUCUGUAGCGCCAUCUGGGCCAGUGGCGUACCAGCAUCAAAAGACUCUCUCCAAUGCGACCAUGCUCAUACACAGUAGUGAGAGUGAGGAAGAGGAGGAGGAGGAAGAGGAGAGGCCUGAGCUGGAUGUUCAAAUCCCAGGACUCAAUGAGGACAUCAGUGUUCAGCUCCAGGCUGCUCUGGCCAAGCUGCCCAACAAACCCCCUCCAGAGUACCCUGGUCCUCCUCGACACCCUAACAAUGCUCAAAUCCGCACCCACACCCACAAUCAGAACCACACCCACCACCACAACCAUAAUCAAGGACCCCAGAGCAACCAGGGACCAAUGGACCCAAAUCAAGCCCAGGGCCGUGGGCUCAAAGCUGGGCAGGGCCCAGGUGGGCCUGGAGUUGGUGGUAGUGGUGGUGGAGCAGGUGGUGGUGGGACACUGACCCGUGGAGACCAGGGUGGGGUGAAUGGAGCAGUUUUGGGUCCGUCCAUUUCAGAACCGGACCUGACCAGCGUGAAGGAGAGGGUGCGGAAGGAGCCGGUCAAAGAGAGGCCGGUGUCGGAGAUGUUCUCCCUAGAAGACAGCAUUGUGGAGAGGGAGUUCGCUCAGAGGACGCUGGAGAGACAGAAGAUGUCCGUGGACUCAAUGAAGAGGCCGCUGAUGAUGGCCGCCCUCAACGGCCUGUACGUGGCCCGAAUGCCUGUCCCGGAGAGUCCCGCAGAGGAGGGCGGCAAGUCCGCCACAGAUGAACGGUGUAAGACCUUGGAGCUGAAGCUGGAAGAGGAGCGGGUCUUCACUGAGUACGAGCAGGUUCCCAAGAAGAGGGCGGACUGCGUUCUCACCACGGCAACUCUGCCCGAAAACACAGAGCGCAACCGCUUCCGCGACGUGGUUCCGUACGAGGAGAAUCGGGUUGAACUUGUGCCAAACAAGGAGAACAACACGGGCUACAUCAAUGCCUCUCAUAUCAAGGUGAUGAUCAGAGGGGAGGAGUGGCACUACAUCGCCACCCAGGGCCCGCUAGCCAACACCUGUGCCGACUUCUGGCAGAUGGUGUGGGAGCAGGGGGUCAACGUCAUCGCCAUGGUUACCGCCGAGGAGGAGGGCGGCAGGUCCAAGAGUCACCGCUACUGGCCCAAACUGGGCUCGAAACACAAUUCGGCCACUCAUGGCAAAUUCAAGGUGACCACCAAAUUCCGCACCGACUCGGGCUGCUACGCCACCACGGGGUUAAAGGUCAAACACCUGCUGUCUGGCCAGGAGAGGACGGUCUGGCACCUGCAGUACACCGACUGGCCUGAGCAGGGCUGCCCCGAAUAUGUCCAGGGAUUCCUCUCCUACCUAGAGGAGAUCCAGUCCGUGAGGAGACACACUAACUCCAUGCUGGACACCUCGAAGAGCCUCAAUCCACCUGUGGUGGUGCACUGUAGCGCCGGGGUGGGUCGCACCGGUGUGGUCAUCCUCACUGAGCUCAUGAUCAGCUGCCUGGAGCACAAUGAGCCGGUUGAGGUUCCCACCAUGUUGUCAGGGCUGAGGCAGCAGAGGAUGCUGAUGGUGCAGACCAUCUCCCAGUACAAGUUUGUCUACCAGGUCCUCAUCCAGUUCCUCAAGAACUCCCGCCUCAUUUGAGUCUGGCAUCUUGAAAACUUUGACCUUACGCGACGUGGCAGAACGGCACCAGAUAAACGACAACGGUACUUCAGAUUAGCACAAGGACUGUAACAAGAAAUACAAGUACAACUUCUAGCUGGUUGGAACAGAUUCAUGAUGAGUUUUCUAUGUGGCAGUUUAUGGAAAUCUUAGUGUAUUUUCAUAUAAACUCACCUCAUGGGAGGAAAGAAUUCGAGUUAGCCUGUAUAGAAAUUGACCAUUUCUCCUAAUCAUUGUAUUCAGAUGUUCUUUUCCCCCCAUUGGGUUUUAUUCUUGGACCUGGUCCUUCUGUAUUGAGACUGCAUGUAUGAGGUGUGAAUGUGUACGUCUGUUCCCCCCAGUGUGUGUUCUGAGAAUUCAAAAAAAUCAGUCUGCUACAUUUCUCAUUCAUUAUUCUGCCGUUAUUAGAAACAGCACUAUGCUGCAUGAACAGUAGGUGGCAGCAGUAUUAUAACAUUUAUUUUUCCUCUACUCUGAAAGAGUUUGCCAAACAAAAGUAUUCUCUGAAUCACUGUUCUAAAAUGUUCCUUUAUUUUUAACAGAGUAUUGAUUAAUACAGCAAAUAUUUACUUUGACAUUGUAACAAAUGUUUUUAUUUAUUUCUAUCAAGAUUGUUGGUCACCUUUGCUAUUGAUCGGAGGAGCAUCGAGGAUCUUUUUUCCCCCAUCAUUUGUCUUAAUCACGACCUUAUUUUCCCGAAAGCCUUCCUUGUCAGUGUCAAAAAAGUCUGCUCCCAUCUUCUUAUGGAGCUGAUAUAUUUCUAUUGAGAUUCCUCCUCCUCUUAAAGAUGCACAAAGUACAUUUUCACAGUAUUUUGAAUCACAGCAUCUUGUGAUCAGGUGUGUCUUUGUCACAUUUCCUAACCUAAAAGCAUUUCAAAUGACUAAAAAACGAGUUUGUCCAGUAAAUUUGAAAUAAUUUAUGAAUAUAAUUUCACUGUUUGAGACGUGUCCUUAUACAGCAAAUACUGUACAUACUCUAUCAUUGUGCCUUAUCAAAACAUGAGACAAGGAGAAGCCCUCCUGGCUGACAUCCCUAGCCUUGUGGUUUUUUCCCUUUCAAGGAUUAAAUCUUUAAAUCAGUAUUUAAUGUUUAUUAAUUAGAACAACACUUCAAAAAUUGUUUACCUAACUCUUAAGGUAAGGAUUUUGGCAGUAGCAUAAUGCUGAUCUCUUGGUUUAUUUCUGAAGGAUAAAAGUAUAAAAGUGACAUUUCCCCAAGAAAUAAUGAAAACAAAGGCAGACAUUUUUGAAAGUCUGAGCUGUACCUGACAAAUUUCAAUGUUGCCAUGUUUCUGGCUCCAGUUGAAUCAAAAUACACUCUGAAGAAUUUCCCUUUUCAUGUUAAUAUACUUUUUUUUUUUUUUUUUUUUUCUGAAUCGUAAUGAAAAGUCAGCCAUGUCCAAAGUAACUCUGUACAUAACGGGCAUGUGAGGAAAAGAUUUCUACAAAUGUUUUAUAUAGAUUUUCUUUCUUUUUUUUUUCUCUUUUUUUUUGACUUGGUACCCUCAAAAUACCGCAACAUAAUAAACUAUGCAUGCGUUUUUAUAUUUUUAAUGUGUAUAUAUAUUCUCAAGUAAGUAUAAGCUUUAUGCUCUCUUGACAUUUAAGUGUUUAUUGCACUUCUGUUCUUUUUGUGACAGUAUUUUUUUCUCACACGGCAUUCCACUCUUUGUUUAUAUUUAAUUUUUCCCCCCUCAUUUUAUUUUUUAUUUUUUUGGCAAAACUUCCAAAUACCUUUCAAAGUAUGUGUACAUAUGUUUUGUAUAUGCGUUUUCAGUGCAUCAAGUCUUUUGUUUUUCUUUCCCCAGACAUUUAUGAAGCUGUCAUACUUGCUUAUUAUGCAAUAAAGCCUUAUUUUCUUUAA